This is a messenger RNA of Diaporthe citri, 1590 nucleotides long. RefSeq lists its product as uncharacterized. Lineage: Eukaryota; Fungi; Ascomycota; Sordariomycetes; Diaporthales; Diaporthaceae. The record is from RefSeq and is a predicted model, not a curated record. The transcript has 2 exons. Bases 1 to 1590 code for a protein of 529 amino acids. Gene Ontology annotation, molecular function: oxidoreductase activity, acting on paired donors, with incorporation or reduction of molecular oxygen; iron ion binding; heme binding.
AUGUAUUCCGUACUACUAUGGAUGCUGGGCGUAGUGCUUGCGCUAUUCCUCGGUCUUUACUAUGGACAAUCCAGGCCACCGAUUCCGGCACCAGCUGGGCCGCCCCGGCUUCCCAUCAUUGGAAACCUCCACCAGAUACCCAGGACGGGUGUCCAUCAUAGGUUCACACAAUGGGCCAAGAUCUACGGUGGCAUAUUCGGCCUCAAGCUGGGUCCAGCCCGGGCGGUCGUAAUUACAGACCGACGACUGGUAAAAGAGCUGAUCGACAAAAAGGGUUCAGCUUACAGCUCCAGACCACCAUCGUAUGUCUCGCACGACCUCAUCACACGAGGGGAUCAUCUCUUGGUCAUGGACUACGGCGAUAGAUGGCGCUUGCUUCGCAGAACCUUGCACAAGUUCUUCAUGGAGGUCAUGUGUGCGACCAAGCACAUGGCCCUCAUAGAGGCAGAGCAAACUCAGAUGAUGCGGGACUUUCUGGUGAACCCCGAGCGUCUGAUGGUUCACACCAAAAGAACGAGCAACAGCAUCAUCAUGAGCCUGGUAUUUGGCAUACGGACCAAGUCCCACGACACGAUGCACAUGAAGAAGCUUUACGCCGUGAUGGAGCGCUGGUCUGAGGUGAUGGAGAUGGGCGCUACGCCGCCGGUGGAUGUUUACCCCUUUCUCAAGCUUCUUCCUGAGUCGCUGUUUGGCAACUGGAUCCAGCGAUCGCUGGUCGUUGGCAAGAUGAUGAAAGAGCUUUACAGUGGCAUGCAGUCCAAGCUGCUAGCACGGCGCCUCGACCGAGGCAGCAGUGCCUCAUUUAUGGACCAAGUACUCGAUCAACAGGACAAGCUGGCCUUGACUCCCAACCAGCGAGAUUUCCUCGGUGGCGUGCUCGUGGAGGGUGGUUCAGACACAGUCUCGACCAUGAUGCUGGUGGUAAUCCAGGCGCUGACGCUGAAUCCGGAUGUCCAGAGGAAAGCCCAGGAUCAGAUCGACGCGGCGUGCGACGACGAGAGCCCACCAACGUGGUCCAACUACCAACAACUGCCCUAUAUCAGCAUGAUCGUCAAGGAGGCGAUGCGCUGGCGCCCAGUCACCCCGCUGGCGUUCCCCCGUUCCCUCGCCAAGGACGAUGUCGUCGACGGCAAGCUCUUGACCCGGGGCACCACUGUCUUCAUCAACGUCUGGGGCCUGCAUCACGACGAGAAGAAGUUCCCAAACCCAGACAGGUUCGACCCAGAGCGCUUUGAGGGGAAAACUAGGCUGGCGGCCGAGUAUGCAGCGUCGGCCGACUACGACAACAGGGACCACUACAUAUACGGCGCUGGCCGUCGCAUCUGUCCCGGCAUCCACCUGGCCGAGCGCGAGAUGUUCCUGGGCACCGCGAAACUGCUAUGGGGCUUCAGCUUCGAGCAGCAGCGCGACGGCGAUGGACGGGCCGUCCCCAUUGACACAGACCCCGUGACGGGAUACACCGAGGGUUUCCUAAUCUGCCCAAAGGACUUCGCCUGCCGGGUCUUGCCUCGGUCGGAGAGGCGAGCCGCGACGAUCAUGCGCGAGUUUGAGAAGGCAGAAAGGCAGGUCUUCUCGCAAUAUCGUGACUGA